This is a messenger RNA of Alternaria alternata, 2251 nucleotides long. RefSeq names its product ATP-dependent Clp protease ATP-binding subunit clpX. Gene Ontology annotation, biological process: protein catabolic process; proteolysis. Gene Ontology annotation, molecular function: ATP hydrolysis activity; ATP binding. Gene Ontology annotation, cellular component: mitochondrial matrix. The record is from RefSeq and is a predicted model, not a curated record. The coding region runs from base 1 to 1884 and encodes 627 amino acids. The transcript is spliced from 2 exons. Lineage: Eukaryota; Fungi; Ascomycota; Dothideomycetes; Pleosporales; Pleosporaceae.
AUGAUGUUGCCACGGACCCUCCAGCGCGCGCUCCCCGUUGCCGUCUCGCCCCAGGCCCGCGCGUCCUACCUCGCCCUCUAUAGCAUCUCGCACCGUGCACCCUUGUCCCAGUCGCACACGCGCAAAUCCUCCAGAUUCAACCGUUCCGACUUCAGCGGCCAGGGCUUCUCUUCCUUCUAUGAGCCCGAUCAGCCCACGCGAGGCCCAUUGGGCAACACCAGCAAUGUGGGCGCUGGUCUCAUCACGCCCAAGGUCCUGAGACAGCAUCUGGACCAGUUCGUCGUGGAUCAGGACCGCGCAAAGAUAGUAUUGAGCGUAGCCGUCCACGAGCACCAUCUCCGAAUCCAGGAAAUCAAAAGGCAACAUCAUGAGCAGGCUAGACUCGAGGCGCAGGCGCAGAGGAGAGCAUCUGUAUACAGACAUCCUGUAGAAGGUAGCCCCAAAUCUCAUUUUGAUCCAAGCAUCCAUGAUUUCAGCUCUCAUCCCCAGACCUUGCCAUGGCUGAGUAGCAGAGCAGACGAGUUCCCCGGUCAGCAGUCCACCGUAGAACUGCAUAGUCACAGUGACCCUCUACCCUACAGCGAAGCACCUGCCUACAAACCAGCCUCGUCCACUGCCCCCGACUCCGAUUCCUUGCUCGAUACUAGCGAGCGCCAGCUGCAGAUAGAAAAGUCCAAUGUGCUUAUACUUGGUCCGACUGGUGUAGGCAAGACACUGAUGUGCAAGACACUGGCAAAGACGCUGGGCCUGCCCAUCUCCAUGUCCGACUGCACUACCUUCACACAGGCUGGGUAUAUUGGCGACGAUGUCGAGUCUUGCGUAGCCCGCUUGUUCUCGGCCGCCAACUAUGAUAUCGACGCAACUGAGCAUGGCAUCAUCGUUCUCGAUGAAAUCGACAAGAUCGCAGGAUCCAAGAUGUCAUACGGCAAGGAUGUCGGUGGUGAAGGUGUCCAGCAGGCGCUCCUGAAAAUCAUCGAGGGCACAACCGUCCAAGUGCAAGCAAAGCCAGAGAAGAGCGCAAACAAGCCCGGCGGUAUGCCUGGUGGUCCUCAACCUCCUGGGCCUGGUGGAAACAAAGGCGAGGUUUUCAACAUACGAACUGACAACAUUCUCUUUAUAUGCACUGGCGCCUUCUCCAAUUUGCACAAGAUCGUCCUGGACAGGAAGUCAAAGGGUAGUAUGGGCUUUGGGGCGUCGAUACGGACAUCGAAUGCACAUGCCGCCGCCGACGGUGUCAUGCUCACUGGCCCCGAGGCUGAAUCCUUCAAAAAAGACUCGCCAUUCUUCGUACCUCCGAAGAACGACGUACCUAAUCCCUUCGGCGUCAGGCAGAUUCAGCGAGAGGAGAGGAUCAACGUACUUGACCAUGUGCAGCCAGCGGACCUGCAGAAGUUUGGCAUGAUACCUGAGCUCAUAGGUCGGAUACCCACAGUCUGCGCAGUGGCGGCCUUGGACGAGGAAGCUCUUGUUCGCGUUCUUACCGAGCCCAAAGACAGUCUAAUACGACAGGAAGAGCACAAGUCGUAUCUCAGGAACAUCGAGCUGCGCUUCACCAACGGCGCGCUUCGUGAAAUCGCACGGAAAGCGAGUCGGAUGGGCACAGGUGCCCGUGGACUACGACACGUCGUCGACCAGCUCCUCUUGCAAGCCAAAUAUGAAACACCCGGCUCAAGCGUCAAGCACAUUCUCGUAACACAAGACGUAGCCCUCCUCAAACGCGCACCUCUGUACUUCCACCGCGGCCAAUCUGCCGCAUUCGAAGCUGCCCACGCGCAAGAAGAAGAACGAUUCGAGGAAGAGCUACGAAGCCAAGAAGAUCCAACGAUUGCUAGCGGCACCAGCAACUUCCAAGAAUACAGGAAAGCUAGUGCUGCGGGCUUUUAGCCUACAGUGUGCUACGGGAUCGCGCCACCAAGUUGCGGGAGCACCGCAGAAGCCCGCAGAAGAACACGAGGGGGUGUGUAGGCCUGUCUUUCGGCCUGCUUGCAGCGCCCAGUGGGCGCAGAGGCGUGCCAUGCAUACUAGGAUAUAGCAGACCCAGCUUAUACGCAAGCAAGCGCGGCUUCGGGCCGUUGCAGCUCUUCUGAUUGUGCAUCCCGGUGCUCAAAAUUCCGUCAAGAGCCGAGGGCAAUAACAUUUGCUAUUGAUACAGUCCGGUCCUGGUGUUUCGAAAGCUCACCUCAACUCUGUCUGGACUAUUUGGCUCCCAUUCGCCCCCAGCAUGUGCUGCGAAGCCUUUCUGUUUUUAAUA